Molecule: messenger RNA, 861 nt
Organism: Quercus robur (English oak)
Lineage: Eukaryota; Viridiplantae; Streptophyta; Magnoliopsida; Fagales; Fagaceae
Exons: 1
Coding region: 1-861 (286 amino acids)
Source: RefSeq, a predicted model, not a curated record
AUGGCAGGUGACCCCGGGAAACGUAACCAGAAUCUGUAUUGCGAAUAUCACCAAGAGCCGGGCCACACCACCGAUGAUUGCAGGAAUCUGAAAAACCACUUGGACCGGCUGGUCCGAGAAGGAAAGUUGAGACACCUCUUGCAUCAUCCUGUUGGACGGCAGGACCAGUCGAACGUCGAAACAAGGCAAAGCACAUUGAAGCCACCUAUUGGCACGAUAAAUGUCAUUCUUGCCGUACCAGGAAGAACCGGCUCCCAUACUUUCAAAGUGAUGUCGGUGGCCCGACUCCCCAUUAAAGCUGACGAACGGGAGUCCAAGAGGGCUAAAGGGAUGGCCAUGCCCCGAAUCGGAUUCUCGGAUGAGGAUAAACUGGGAACCCUCCAACCCCAAAACGAUUCUUUAGUUGUCACGCUCAGGAUUGGGGAAUAUGACGUGAAGAGGGUGCUAGUCGAUCAGGGCAGCGCCGUGGAAGUAAUGUACCUCGACUUGUACAAAGGGCUAAAGUUGAAACUAGAGGACCUGAUAGCAUACGAGUCCCCUUUAGUGAGUUUCGAAGGGAAAACCGUCACUCCGAAAGGCCUGAUUAGGCUGCCUAUACAAACAGGCUCAGACAUAGUGGAGGUGGACUUCAUAGUGGUAGACGCUUACUCCCCCUACACCGCCAUUAUAGCCAGACCGGGGCUUCACGUCCUAGGGGCUGUGUCAUCAACCUUACACCAAAAGGUGAAGUAUCCGUCGGAGGGUCGAGUGAAAGAAGUAAUAGGGGACCAAGCCAUGGCCCGGCAAUGCAUGGUGUCCGCCAUCUCACGACAACCGAGUACUGAGCCUCUACCUCACCCGAGAAUGGCUUAUAGCAAUUAG